Chlamydomonas reinhardtii is the source of this 2108-nucleotide messenger RNA. RefSeq lists its product as uncharacterized. Gene Ontology annotation, biological process: protein O-linked glycosylation via mannose. Gene Ontology annotation, molecular function: xylosyltransferase activity; glucuronosyltransferase activity. The transcript has 5 exons. Bases 75 to 1322 code for a protein of 415 amino acids. The record is from RefSeq and is a predicted model, not a curated record. Lineage: Eukaryota; Viridiplantae; Chlorophyta; Chlorophyceae; Chlamydomonadales; Chlamydomonadaceae.
GUCGCGCUAGAAAAUAUGCUUUUGGCAGCCGACAAAGGCUGCAGCUGUCGAGCUGCCGACAUUCUUCGCUAUUCAUGGUCGCGUUUGCUGCGCUCGCGGCCCUUGCGUGGACGCCGCUUGCGCGUGCACAAGUGUUCGACGAGGCUGCCAUAGCAGGCGCAAAUGCGCAGGCGAUAGCGGACUGCUUCAAGGGCCAGGACUGCCUUGCCAAGCGGACUACGUGGGACCACUUCACGCAGGACCUGCCCAGCUGCAUGGUCGCGGCCCGCGUGUGGUGGUCGCGGCGCCCGGCCGGCAUCCCCGUCACGCUCGUAACCCAGGCCUCCGCCGAGCGCCUAGAUCAGCUCCGGGCACAGUGCGCCACCUGGCGCGGGCCGCUGGCCGCGGCGCUGUACCUGCCCCUCUACAACCCCUCCUCCCACGAGCUCAGCGCGGAGAGCAAGCAGAAGCUGCAGGCCAUGGUCGCCGCCAUCGAGGAGCUGUUUCAAAACACAGAAUCCGGCGGCUCGUCAAAUGGACCCGGCUGCCAGCUGCGCCUCAUCCUGCUGUACGAGCUGUUUGCGGACCCGAAGGCCAUGGUGCUAUACCCCGUCAACAGCCUGCGCAAUUGGGCUCGGCUGAUGGCGGACACAGAUCUCAUCACCAACAUAGAUGUGGAUAUGAUCCCCUCGGCGUCCAUUUCCGACGUCCUGGCGGACGCCACGAAGCGGUCCCUGUAUGAGCAGGGCUGCCGCAGCGGGUCCGUGUACGUGUGGCCUGCGUUUGAGACGCACUGCGCGGGCGCCUCGUACGCAGACAACGUGGCAGUGCAGGGCAAGAGCUCGCUGUCCGAGGCGCUGAAGAAGUGCCUGCGGCGCAUGCGGCCCAAAGCGCCUUUCAGCCACAACGCCACCAACUACGACAAGUGGAUGACUGCCACGGAGCCCUAUACCAUCACCUACAGCCCGCAGUUUGAGCCCUGGUUCCUGAGCUGGCGCUGGGGCACGCUGUGGUACGACUACAGGUAUCGCGGCUACGGCAAGAACAAGAUCGUGCAAGCUGCGGCCAUGAACGCCACGGGCACCAGCUGGCUGGUCAGCCCGGACGGGUACCUGGUGCACCGCAAGCACACCGAGAGCCGCGUGCGCAAGGAGUUCCUCAAGGCCAAGUUCAGCAGGAAGGACAUGGACGCGCUGCGCGGCACUGUGUAUGAGCACGUGGAGUCGCUAUGGAAGGCCACGGGGCAGGAGCUGGCGGCAGGCACCUACAUGGCGCGCCUGGAGCGCGGCUUCACGGCAUGCAUGGAGCAGCUACCCUGGUGGAAGCGUGGAGAGUCGGGGUAGUGAUGGGGUCAGGGGCUUGGGACGCGUGCGGUUUACUCGUAUGGGGGAGGUCUUGGCGUGGCGGUGCUGAAGGAAGGGUUGGGUCUUGGGCGUGCUUUGGGAGGUGGAGGGUGGCAGGUUGACAUGAUCGAUGUGCGCAGAUGGUAUGUGGUGCGUGGAUGAAUGCAGUCAGGUAAACUGUGGUACGUGAGUAGGUGUUCAAGCGCGCGUGCAGGAAGUAGGUGAGUGCGUGCGGGUGUAGGUGGCAAGGACGCGCGACGUGCGUAAUCAUUUUGAUGAGUCGAGUCAGGCACUGCACCGAGUUUUCCCACUUCCUACAGACUAUGCUGUGACUCUCCAACGAGCUGCGUGCGAUUAUAGUUGGGAUUACGGUUUGGCUGUUCGGGACGAGCAGGUGACGGUGUGGUUAACGGAGGGCGUCUGUUAGUGGGGUCCAAACCGGGAAGGCGUGCGAUCCUCUGCGCCUGUACUGGCACUUGGAUUUAUGGUUUUGCCUAUCCUGGUUUGGAUUGGAUGGCUCAUUUGCUCCGUGCAGGUGAGCAGGCGAUGGAGUGGUUGCAAUGGGACAGGAUAAGGGGCAGGUUGGCGUGUGCUGGCGCACCCCCAGAGCCAGAGGUAUGGUUCAGUCCAAACAGGGAAGGCGCGCCAGCGCCCAUGGGGAGCAUGCUCGAAUGUAAGGCUUGGAGCUGCGCAGGUAUGAGGAAGCCGCCGGUGCGGGAGGUGGCAUAGCUAGGCAGGAGUACCAGUGCUGGCGUGGACUGGCCGGAUGGGGUACCGCAUGGCGUU